Messenger RNA from Beta vulgaris subsp. vulgaris (sugar beet), 1639 nucleotides. RefSeq names its product zeatin O-glucosyltransferase. Gene Ontology annotation, molecular function: UDP-glycosyltransferase activity. Lineage: Eukaryota; Viridiplantae; Streptophyta; Magnoliopsida; Caryophyllales; Amaranthaceae. The transcript has a single exon. The coding region runs from base 64 to 1464 and encodes 466 amino acids. The record is from RefSeq and is a predicted model, not a curated record.
AUUCGACCAGCUCUCAAAUCCAACCUCCCAAGUUCAGGUCAGCAACCCAAAAUUAGAACCAAUAUGGAAGACCAAAAUCCUCAAGUGGCAGUGGUAAUGGUACCACUUCCAGCUCAAAGUCAUCUCAAUCAACUCCUCCAUCUAUCUCAUGUCAUAACCUCCUAUGGAUUACCAGUUCAUUUUGCUGGAUCUGCGAGUCACAAUCGCCAAACAAAGCUCCGUCUCCAUGGUUGGGACGCUCAAAGUUUAGCUAAAAUUCAAUUUCAUGACUUUCAACUCCCUCCUUAUGAUGCCUCACCAACACCUACUUCAACCUCAGGCCACUGUAUCCCUUUUCCUGCACACUUCUAUCCACUUUUCGAAGCUGCCACGCAUCUCCGUAAACCUGUUUUUGAACUCUUACAACAGCUCUCAACUAAGUUCAAAAGAAUCGUUGUCAUUCAUGAUAUUGUACUAGCUUCUGUGGUCCAAGAUGUUAAAUACAUCCCAAAUGCUGAAUCCUAUAGUUUGAUUCCCAUUUCCGCUUUUACUCUCUUCUUAGAUUUCUGGGAAAGCAUGCCAGAGAAACCAUUUCAGCUAGAUUCAGAUGUUCUCCCGAAAUGCAUUCCUUCCCAUGAAGGUUGCACUCCACCAGAGAUUGACAACUUUGUAGCCGAUCAAUUCCAGUAUUUAGGACUAGAGUCCGGAAGGCUCUACAACACAUCUAGACCGAUAGAAGGCAAAUAUGUUGAACUAUUGGAAAAGAUAUCAACAUAUGAUGGGAUAAAACAUUUUGUUCUUGGACCUUUUAAUCCGGUGGAGAUCAAGAGCAUAAGUGGAAAAGAGAGACAUCAAUGCUUAGAAUGGCUGGACGAACAAGAGCAAAAAUCUGUGAUAUAUGUGUCUUUUGGAUCAUCAACAUCACUAAGUUACAAACAGAUCGAGGAAUUGGCAGUUGGGUUAGAAAGAAGUGAGCAAAAGUUUGUAUGGGUGCUUAGAAACUCAGAUACAGGUAAUAUUUUUGCGGAAGGUGAAGGAAGGAAUCCUCAACUACCCGAAGGAUACGAAGAAAGAGUGAAAAACAGGGGAAUUGUAGUAAAAGACUGGGCUCCUCAGUUAGAUAUAUUAGCCCAUCCAUCAAUAGGUGGGUUCAUGAGUCAUUGUGGUUGGAACUCGUGCAUUGAAAGUAUCAGCAUGGGAGUCGCCAUAGCAGCAUGGCCUAUGCAUUCUGACCAGCCAAGAAACGCCGUAUUGGUGACAGAUGUUUUGAAGAUUGGAAUAUUGGUGAGGGAUUGGGCAGACCGUGCUCAGUUGGUUACAUCAACUACUAUAGAGAAAACAGUUAAAACACUGAUGGAUACAGAGGAAGGAGAGAAGAUGAGGAAAAGAGCUGCAGAGCUAGGUGAAGCUGUUCAAGGAUCAGUGGCUAAAGGUGGUGCUGCUCACUUUGAAAUGAAUUCUUUCAUUGCUCAUAUCACCAGAUGACCCUUAUUUAGCAAAAUCCAAAGAUGGUACUAGGCAUAUAUCUUGAAUGUAUUCACCAAAACACAGAUACAACUCUUCCACAUACUUCAGAAAACGAAAACACAUUGUUCGUGAUGUAAUGUUUCAGUAAGGUUGCACUAAGAUUUCAAUGCCAAGAAAUAAUAUGUUUUGUUCA